Molecule: messenger RNA, 2760 nt
Organism: Uranotaenia lowii
Lineage: Eukaryota; Metazoa; Arthropoda; Insecta; Diptera; Culicidae
Gene: AGBE
Product: 1,4-alpha-glucan-branching enzyme
Exons: 4
Coding region: 452-2491 (679 amino acids)
Biological process (GO): glycogen biosynthetic process
Cellular component (GO): cytoplasm
Molecular function (GO): hydrolase activity, hydrolyzing O-glycosyl compounds; cation binding; 1,4-alpha-glucan branching enzyme activity
Source: RefSeq, a predicted model, not a curated record
CAACGAACAAUUGCUUCCGUACCCUCUGUAACUGUUUACGUACUAUCAACCUGGCAGGACACACUGCAAAGGUGCUUAUCGCAGUAUAGAAUAAACAUUGAUACUGGAAGAACAGAGUUGCACAUUGCAUUGCGGCAUCGAAGAAAUUAAGCCAGAGUGCAGUUCACGUCAUAUGUAGUAGAGAGCUAGGUAGUGAGUACAAUAUAAUAAGUCUCAGCCAGCUUCCACAAAACGCGAAGAAAGUUAACGAGGAUCGAUCUCUCGGGCAACAGUCCGAGAUUUCAAUAAUUCAAUAGCAGCUAAGCGUAGUGCCAGUGCAGACGUUGCUUUGGAAGGUUGUUCGCAGAGCACUGAAACCCAAUCUGCCUCUGAAGAUUAUUUUCCUGAAGUUGCUGUCCCUGUCAUCUAACCACCCGGAGGAAUAGCCAAGACCAGCCAGCAGCAAGCAAAGAUGACCGACCAAAUCUCCAAGUUAUUCGAGCUGGAUGGAUACCUUAGACCGCAUGAAACGGAAAUCCGAAGAAGGAACAACGAGCUCAAGAAUUGGUUGAACAAGCUGAAUCAGCUUGAAGGGGGCUUGGAUCAGUUUACACAGGGCUAUAAAUAUUACGGCAUCCACAUCAAUGCCGACAACAGCGUAGUGGCCCGCGAAUGGGCACCGGGCGCCAAAGAGCUCUACCUUACCGGAGAAUUCAACAACUGGCAAUGGAUCGACAACCCCUACAAACAACUUCCGUUCGGAAAGUGGGAACUGACCAUUCCACCAAAUGCGGAUGGUAGCUGCGCUAUCAAACAUCUGUCCGAGGUGAAAGUGAUCGUUCGGAAGCAUGAUGGAUCGUUGGUUGAUCGUCUGUCACCGUGGGCUCCUUACGUGGUUCCCCCACCGAAGACGAUGGGUGUCAACUAUCAGCAGCGGAUAUGGCAUCCUCCAGCCCACGACAAGUACAUGUGCCGUCAGCCUCGUCCCCCGAAGCCCCGUGCUCUAAGGAUCUACGAGUGCCACGUGGGAAUUGCCACCGAAGAGCUUGGUGUUGGUACUUACCGAAAUUUCGGCGAUAACAUUAUCCCGCGUAUCAAGAAACUCGGCUACAAUACGAUCCAGGUGAUGGCCAUCAUGGAACACGCGUACUAUGCCAGUUUCGGAUACCAAGUAACAAGCUUCUUUGCGGCAUCCAGUCGACCUGGAACGCCCGAUGAUCUUAAGUAUAUGGUCGAUAAGGCCCAUGAGGCGGGACUUUUCGUUCUGUUGGAUGUUGUCCAUUCGCAUGCCAGUAAGAACGUCCAAGAUGGAUUGAACCAGUUCGACGGCACCAACGCUUGCUACUUCCAUGACGGUAGCCGGGGCGAGCACACACUGUGGGACAGCCGACUGUUUAACUAUUCAGAGUACGAAGUGUUGCGAUUCCUGCUGUCAAAUCUUCGAUGGUGGCACGAUGAGUACAACUUCGAUGGGUAUCGGUUCGAUGGAGUCACCUCUAUGUUGUACCAUUCCCGGGGUAUUGGUGAAGGAUUUUCUGGCGACUACAAUGAAUACUUCGGUUUGAACGUUGAUACCGAGGCGCUGAUUUAUCUGGCCAUAGCCAACGAUUUUCUGCACAAGUUGAAUCCCAAUAUGAUAACGAUCGCCGAAGAUGUAAGCGGCAUGCCAACGUUGUGUCGCCCUACGGAAGAAGGUGGCGUUGGGUUCGAUUUCCGUCUUGGUAUGGCAAUUCCGGACAAGUGGAUCCAGCUGCUGAAAACAAAGUCGGAUGAAGAUUGGAACAUUGGAAAUAUUGUGCAUACGUUAACCAAUCGCCGGUGGAAGGAAUGGACUGUGGCCUACGCCGAAUCGCACGACCAAGCUUUGGUGGGCGAUAAGACUAUUGCCUUCUGGCUGAUGGAUAAGGAAAUGUACACCCACAUGUCAACUUGUUCCGAUUCUAGCUUGAUCAUUGACCGAGGUCUUGCCUUACAUAAAAUGAUUCGGCUGAUUACGCACGCACUCGGUGGAGAGGCUUAUCUUAAUUUUAUGGGCAACGAGUUCGGACAUCCGGAAUGGCUUGACUUCCCCAGAAUUGGAAACAACGAGUCGUAUCACUACGCCCGUAGACAGUGGCACUUGGUCGAUGAUCAAUUGCUGAAGUACCGUUUUCUCAACGAAUUUGAUUGUGCCAUGAACGCUACCGAGGAGAAGUAUCACUGGCUCAAUUGCUUGCCAGCCUAUGUCAGCUGGAAGCACGAGGACGACAAGGUGAUCGCAUGUGAACGCAACAACCUGCUGUUUGUGUUCAACUUUCACAAUAGUAAAAGUUUCACCGAUUACCGCAUCGGCGUCGAGUUGGCCGGAAAGUACCGCGUUGUGUUGAGUACCGACGAUAAAGAAUUUGGUGGAUGGGGUCGAGUUGACAAAAAUGUCGAGCAUUCCACCUUCCCGGAAGGGUGGGCUGGACGAAGGAACUACAUCCAACUGUAUAUCCCGAGUCGUGUGGCUUUCGUGCUGGCACCGCAGUAAAGAAUGCUUAGAGGGAAGGGACUGCAUGCUGCCACUCAAUUUCCACUUGGGUACUUGAAACAACUGUACAUUACCAAAUAGUAAUGGUGAUCAACCAGAGCUGGAGAUUAUUUUAUAAUAUGCAUUAUUUGUUAUUUUAUUUUAUUCUGUUUUGUUUCGCUACUUAGGUACAAAUUAAAGUUACUAUUUACAAACAUAAUUGGAUGCCAUAGGCAAAAUUUAGCUGUGAAUAUAAGAGCAAUAAAACUGUUUGUAAGAAAAAAAUCAAA